UGACUGAGCCACCUGGGCGCCCUCAUGGAGACUUUUCUAAAUCUCAUCUUCAGAAGAUGGGCAUGCCAGCCAGUCAGCCUCCCCCUGGGGUCUCAGCCCCCCAGGGCCUCCCCAAGGCCCGGACCCCGCUGUGCUCAGUGUGGCCUCUGGGCUCCCCGUUGUGUGCACUAGAUGCUUCUGGCACUGUGUUUGGGGUCUUGGGGUCCUGGUCAGCCUGCCGCCCACUCCUGGGCCUGGGGUGGGGCCUGCUGAGGGCCUGUCUGGCCAGUUUUCUCCCUGCUGGCCUUUGGACGUGUGACCCACAUGCAUGGAUAUGUGGCUCGAGCGUGAGGGCAGUGGAGCCAAUGUUUCUGGUGCCCGGGGGUCUCUACACCCUCGUUGACCCAACAGACGUUCUACUGGCCUCUGUUCAGGUGGCACUGGGGAAUCACGUAGUCCAAGGCCUGGCUCCGGGGGCGGCUGGCUUGAGGUCACCCUUCUGUCUCGAACAGCACAGUUUGGUGUGUGAACCACCUUCUCUGCCCUGCUGAUGCUGGCGUCCGUGAGGAGGAGGCUUUGGAAAGCUGGUGGAGAGAGCGGGAGUGGGGUCAGGGUCCUGCACUGAACCAGGAAGUCUCAGCGUCAGUCCUGUGUCCUCUGCAGCCUCGGAGCCGCAGGCCGGGCAGUGGCCCCAGGAGGAGAAGCUUCUGCCCGGCCUCCCAGGGAAAGACUGGGAGAGCCCUCCUGACAGCCGUCCUCACUCUGCACGAGAGCACUGGUUAGACUGGGACGAGGCCACGCCUCCUCCUCGUCCCCAUGGCCCGGCCUGCUGGCUGCAGAGUGUCUGUCCCAGGGAGAGGCAGAACCCCUCCUCAGAUACCUGCCGGCCCGCUGGGCCUGGCCCGUCACUGUGGUUCCUCCCCUGAGGGACAGUCCCGGGCCCGGUCAGCCCUUCCAGUGCCAUGCCAGGGUGCAGGUGUGUUCUGGAAUGUUUUCUGGCAGCUGCUCCGAGCAUUUGGAAUGCGCUGUAGCUGUUCAGCUUCCUCGCAGAGAAGGAUCGGCGGGGAGCGGGGCCACCUCUGCGGGUCACUGAGUUAUGUGUCCCGUCCGGAGGCGCGCUGCCCAACGACUGUCCUUGGGAGCCUCAGAGCAGCAGGCCUUGGGGUCCUUGGGUGACAGCAGGCCUUGGGGUCCUUAGUCUGUGAAGGGCUCAGCUUGGCCUCGCGUCUGUGACGAGUCAGACAAGCCGGGAAGGCCAGCGUGACCCUCGAGGCUGGUGCUGCUUACCGGCCUUCUGCCUGUUCAUGGCCUCUGUCCCGUGUGUGAUGUGCCAAGCUCCCCGCACUUGGCGACACUGUACCUCUCCUAAGUCACUGGGAAGUGACAGGCACCAACUGGCUACAUGUUUCCUGCUCUCUGAGUCUCCUCGGAAAGGGAAGCUGGGCUGGGCUGUCGCGCACACCCCUUUCUGGCCGCUCCUGGGAGAUGGGAACUUCCUAGAGGGUGGGGGGACGUGGGUUUCCUGGGGCCACGGUCGGUCCUGGGAGGGGCCUUGCCUUCGUCUCUCAGCUGCUCAGGGCAGUUCUGCUGUCAGGGCGGAGGGACAGGCAUCUCUUGUCUGCUGCAGGACACGCUGUUCUCAAGCCCGGCUCCUUGAUCGUCUACCUCGAGGGGGGCAGGCCUGAGACCUCUUGUCCCUUCGCCCCCCAAAGUGCCCCACUAGAAAGGAUUCUCUGAGUUUCCCUCUGGAAUCACAGUGGGUGAACCUAAAGCCCUUAGCCAGGUCCCUCUGGCGUGGGCUGCAGAAGCGUGGAGACCUGUGGGCACUGGGCGCCCCCCCCCCCCCCCCCGCCCGGGCUUUCCCAGCCUCCCUGGCUUCCCGGCUUCCCCCGACCUGGGCGCACGCGCGGCCUCGGUCACGGGCACCCCUCCCCCACAGCUACAUGCAGGGGACCACCGCUCACGGGGACAGGUCUCCUUCGUUAUUUCUAGUGAAAAAAACCAACUGCCUGUGUCUUUCUCUCCUUUUUACUCUUUUCUCUGUGGUUUCCGUUAGUUGAGUAGACCCGAGAAAAGCAUGGGACCGGAAUCUUAAAAUGCCCUCCCUACACCCCUGAAAUGCCAGACCAGCAGCGCUGCACGCCUACGGGAAGGCGGGGAAGAUGGUGGUGGAGACCAGCAUGAUCGGGCUGAUGCUGGGGACCUGCAUGGCCUUCUACGUUGUGAUCGGUGACUUGGGGUCCAACUUCUUUGCUCGGCUCUUUGGGUUUCAGGUGGUCGGCACCUUCCGCAUGUUCCUGCUCUUCGCGGUGUCCCUGUGCAUCGUGCUUCCACUCAGCCUGCAGAGGAACAUGAUGGCCUCCAUCCAGUCCUUCAGCGCCAUGGCUCUCAUGUUCUAUACUGUGUUCAUGCUUGUGAUCGUGCUGUCCUCCCUCAAGCACGGCCUGUUCGGUGGUCAGUGGCUGCAGCGUGUCAGCUACGUGCGCUGGGAGGGUGUCUUCCGCUGUAUCCCCAUCUUCGGCAUGUCCUUCGCCUGCCAGUCUCAGGUUCUGCCCACCUACGACAGCCUGGAUGAGCCGUCGGUGAAAACCAUGAGCUCCAUAUUCGCCUGCUCCCUCAACGUGGUCACCGCCUUCUACGUCACGGUCGGCUGCUUCGGCUACGUGAGCUUCACCGAGGCCACCGCAGGCAACGUUCUGAUGCACUUUCCCUCCAACCUGGUGACGGAGAUGAUGCGAGUGGGCUUCAUGAUGUCCGUGGCCGUGGGCUUCCCCAUGAUGAUCCUGCCGUGUCGGCAGGCCUUGAACACGCUGCUUUUCGAGCAGCAGCAAAAAGAUGGGACCUUUGCUGCUGGAGGCUACAUGCCGCCCCUGCGGUUCAAAGCACUCACCUUCUCAGUCGUGUUUGGAACCAUGGUGGGUGGAAUCAUGAUCCCCAACGUGGAGACGAUCCUGGGCCUCACGGGCGCGAUGAUGGGAAGUCUCAUCUGCUUCGUCUGCCCGGCUCUGAUCUAUAAGAAAAUCCACAAGAACACCCUUUCCUCCCAGCUGGUGUUCUGGGUUGGCCUGGGCGUCCUGGUGGUCGGCACACACACUACCCUGUCCGUGAGCGAGGACGCCCCCGUGGACUUGGCCGAGGACGCCCCGGCCGGCCGGCUUGAAGAGGCCGAGGGCAUCGUAAAGGCAGAGGCGGCUCGGCUCCCAGGUACGCAACGUCCAGGCCCGAAUCCAGUCGGGGACGCCGCCGCGGACGGCCGAGAUAAGCCGAAGCUGCCCACUGAGAAAGAUGAGAUGGAGCAGGCCCAGAUUAAGGGCCCCGUGGACGCGCCCCGGAGGGAAGGUGCCAAGGAGAAGCAGGAGGCGGCACAGCUGGACCGGCCCGGCCGAGGUGUGGCAGCACCAGUGGGCGAGGCCCACCGCCACGAGCCCCCUGUCCCGCACGACAAGGUGGUAGUGGACGAAGGUGAAGACCGAGAAGAGCCCGCAGAGAAUGAGCGUCCGUCCAAGCACCUGGAGGAACAGGCUCCGGGGGGCAAGGCUCAGAUGGCACUGCCUCUGUCAUACUCGGAAAGAGAGAGACCCAGACAGGACCAGGUCUUAGAGGUAGCAGGGGGUCUCCCUGAAGAUCCCUGGAAGGUUCCAGAAGGAAAUGGCCAGCCAGCCAUCGAGCCCGUGGAGGAGGACCAGGGGCCAGGCGACAGGGGUCUGCAGCCAGGACCCCAGGCAGGGCCACCUGGGGGGCAGGACGCCCCAGCAGCCGGUGCGGCGGAGAGAGCUGGCGGGGUCCCGCUGCCGGGCCGGGCUGCAGGCGCUGCGGGCGAGCUGGCGGACAGGAGUGAGCCCGGUGGGAAGGUCGCCCUCCCGGUGAAGCUGGUCCCCGAGGCCGGGCCGCAGGCAGAGCCGCAGGAGCAGAGGGACGCGGAGGGCCAGGCCGGCGGCAAGCUGGAGGACAAUUCUCACGGUUUCCUACUCUGCCUUUCUUCCGUGCGCCUCUCAAUGGGACGAGCAGCCGAAAUCAAACAGAUAGUAGCAGAAGCCGGCCGGGCGGAGAUGCUGGACCACGCGGUCCUCCUGCAGGUGAUCAAGGAGCAGCAGGUGCAGCAGAAGCGGCUCCUAGACCAGCAGGAGAAGCUGCUCGCGGUGAUCGAGGAGCAGCACAAGGAGAUACACCAGCAGAGGCAGGACGGCGAGGACGCCGAAGCACAGCCAGAGCCUGGGGUGCCGGCACCCAAAGGGAAGGAGCAGGAGACCCAGGAGGGGCAGACCGUGGACCGUCCCCCGCAGCAGCCUGUGGAUCCUGCACUUGGAGCCCCCGGGCGUCUCCCCGCUCCACCCCAGGGCCACGGCCAAGGUGCCUUGGAGGAGCCCAAGGCGGAGCCCGAGGCGGCUGUAGGCAGAGCUCCAGCGGGUCCUCCUGGCGUUGCCGACAUGGAGCCCCAGGUGGCCCAGGCUGAGCCGAGGGAAGGCCAGCAGGGCGCUGUGGCCCAGGCAGCUGGCGCUGGCAUGCCGGAGCGGGUACCCAUGCCGGACCCUGCCGAGGGGCCCAAGAGCCCAGAGAAGCCCGUUGCUGGUGAGCUGCCCGAACAGGACACUUUCGGCAGAAGCUCCCACGAAAGGAAGAAAUCUCGAAAAGAGGUGGCCUCCAAUGCCAGUGCUCAGGAAGCGAAUGUGCCGGGGGCGAGGGAGAAUGGCGACCCUCAUGUGAGGUCCCAGCCGGUGAGCCGAGGCCGGGGACCUGCAGGCCUGUCCAGCAGGUCAGGAGGAGCAGCCCCCGGGGCCCAGGCCGAGAUUCGGCAGCUGGAACACCGGGCCGUUUCUGUUGGGACUCAGGGUGGGCAGCAGGGUGCUCACCUGGAGGCCAGAAAGGAGGCCAUCGCCAGGGACCGUGCGCUUGCUCUGGGGGAGGACACUGCCGUCCAGGAGCCGGAGCGGAGGCAGGACCCUGAUCCGGGGCCCAUCCCUGGGGCUCAGAAGCUAGACCGUGCCAAAGCCAACCGAGACCUCAAAGUCCAGGCCGGUUCUGACCUUAGGAGGAGACGGCGGGAUGUGGCUCCUGGGGCAGGGGGGGACCCGGCCCCAAGGGACAGGGUCAUCAUCAGCUUUAACCCUCUCCCGGACGUGCAGGUCAAUGACCUCCGUCGUGCGCUGGAGACCCAGCUACACCAGGCCGCGGGGGGUGCCUUGUGGGUAGUCCACGGCCGCCAGGUAAAGCAGCUGGUGGGGGCCCCAGAGGAACCCUGAGCGGCUACCAGCCGCUGCUGUCCUCCCAGUUGGUGGGUCUCAGCCAGCCAUGCCGAGGCCAUGUGGGUGCAGAGUCAGAGUCAUGCUGUGGCUGGGGGUCUGAGCGGCCUGUCACCGCGGCCUCGCUGUCCAGGCGGCCUGUGCCUUCUCCAUCCCGCAUCUUCAGCUUGUCCGAGUGACCGAGCUCGGCAGGACCCAGAAGACGCAGCGGCCGGCUGGGGAGCGCGGGCGGCCCUGGUGUGGACACGGGCCGCUGUGAGAACCCGCUGCACGCCAGGCUCCCGCUUUCUCCAAACAGUCGUCGCAAACGAGAUGUUGCGAGGGUUGCAGAGAACCGUGACGAGCUCGGCCCCCGCACAGCUCCUCGCCGGACGCAGCUUCGUGGCUACGGGCGUCUCGAGGGUCAGAGCCGCCCGCCUGCGUGCCUGCCUCGGCCCCCGUCACAGCCCCUCUGCUCUCCGCGCUCCUUCUGCUUUUCUAAACCAUAAAGUUGUUUACAAAUUAGAAA
This is a messenger RNA of Enhydra lutris kenyoni (northern sea otter), 5727 nucleotides long. RefSeq names its product solute carrier family 38 member 10 (gene SLC38A10). The transcript is spliced from 17 exons. Gene Ontology annotation, biological process: amino acid transmembrane transport. Gene Ontology annotation, molecular function: amino acid transmembrane transporter activity. Lineage: Eukaryota; Metazoa; Chordata; Mammalia; Carnivora; Mustelidae. The record is from RefSeq and is a predicted model, not a curated record. The coding region runs from base 2142 to 5219 and encodes 1025 amino acids.